AAUCAUCAGAUCUGUGGUCAAGCCCUUCAAGUAUUUCUUCGGCCUGAGGUUUGAGGUGAAGGGACUGGAGAACUUUGAGGUGGAGGGCCCUGCUAUCAUUGUGUCCAACCACCAGAGCAUCCUCGACAUGAUGGGGCUGAUGGAAAUCCUGCCCGAUGACUGUGUCCAGGUGGGCAAGAGGGAGCUGAUAUACGCCGGCACUGUGGGGCUCAUCAUCUACCUCGGUGGUGUCAUCCUCAUCAACAGGAAGAGCACCAGCAGUGCCAAGAUGGUGAUGGCAGAGGUGGCCAACACUAUGACAGCUGAAAAUGUGAAGGUGUGGGUGUACCCAGAGGGCACAAGGAACUGUACCGGGGAUUUGCUGCCAUUCAAGAAGGGAGCAUUUCACCUUGCUGUCCAGGCACAGGUCCCAGUGAUCCCCGUGGUGUAUUCCUCCUUCACCACCUUCUAUAACCCAAAGAAGAAGCUGUUUACAUCAGGCAAAAUCAAGGUUGAGGUUCUGCCUCCAAUAGAGACCAAAGGCCUGACAUCAGAUGACGUCUCUGACCUCUGUGACAGAUGCUUCCACACCAUGAGGGAGACUCUCUUUAGGCUGUCUGGCCGUCCAAGGGAGGCAAAGGACUCAUCCUAGAUGCUUCUACAAUGGUGUCACCAUGUGGUGGUGGCUGAAGGGACCUGUAUGUUGCCAAAUAUGGAAGGAACUUCUCUUCCUCUGCAGUGACUUCUAACUCUGGGAACACCAUGGACUGGCACACAUGGGGUGUCAAGCCAGAGCUGAGGUUCCUCAUUGAGUGGAUUUCUCUUACGGGUUCAUUAUCUCACAAUGAAACGUCUCCUUUUU
Molecule: messenger RNA, 841 nt
Organism: Pterocles gutturalis (yellow-throated sandgrouse)
Lineage: Eukaryota; Metazoa; Chordata; Aves; Pterocliformes; Pteroclidae
Gene: AGPAT2
Product: 1-acylglycerol-3-phosphate O-acyltransferase 2
Exons: 5
Biological process (GO): phosphatidic acid biosynthetic process
Cellular component (GO): endoplasmic reticulum; membrane
Molecular function (GO): 1-acylglycerol-3-phosphate O-acyltransferase activity
Source: RefSeq, a predicted model, not a curated record